Meleagris gallopavo (turkey) is the source of this 2289-nucleotide messenger RNA. The record is from RefSeq and is a predicted model, not a curated record. Lineage: Eukaryota; Metazoa; Chordata; Aves; Galliformes; Phasianidae.
AUGGUAUUUGUAAAGAUGGAACUUGAUUCCAUGUUGUACCAUUGUAAAAAACAUUCCAUGUUUUUUUGUUUUUUUUUGCUCAUCAGGACAGUCUCAAAGACUUAUCCUCAGUCUCCUAAAAAUGCCAAACAAUAUCCAGCUUCUCCUGUGAAGCAUCGUGCCACUUCUAAUCUCAACCAGGAAACUCCUAAAAAGAAAGCAGAUAAGGAGAAAGAAAAUGUCAGUCAUCAAAAAUCCCCGGGAGCACGCACUGAAGAAGCAGGCCAGGUGGCUUCUGAAAAGCAUGUGCCUGCUGCAGGAAAGCCAGAAAGUAGUGAAGGAAAGAUCACAGCAGGAACAACUGAUGCAGAAGAAGCUUCAAAAAUUCUAGCUGAAAAAAGACGACAGGCCCGCCUCCAAAAGGAACAAGAGGAGAGGGAGAGACAGGAGCGAGAAGAACAGGAGAGGCUUGAAAGAGAAGAACAGAAGAGAAAGGCAGAAGAAGAAAGACUUCGUCUUGAAGAAGAGGCUCGUAAGAAAGAGGAGGAAAGACGACGCGAAGAAGAAGCAGCUAGGAAAAAGGCAGAAGAGGAAGCCAAGAGGAGAGCUGAGGAAGAACAAAUGCUGAAAGAAAAGCAAGAAAAAGAGCUCCAAGCCAAACUUGAGAAACAGAGGGAAGAAGCAGAAAUCAAAGCCCGUGAGGCAGCUGAGCAACUUCGUCUUGAAAGGGAACAAAUCAUGCAGCAAAUUGAGCAAGAAAGACUGGAGCGAAAGAAGAGAAUAGAUGAAAUAAUGAAGAGAACAAGGAGGAGUGAAACACCAGAAAUAAAGAAGGAAGAGCCAAAACUGGAGAUACCAUCAACUUUGAAUGUGGAAAAGCAACCAAAAUCCCUUGUUCUUAACCAGCCAGAAAUCAAUGGGCUGGCAACUUGCCUGAAAAGUAAAAGCUUAGAGAGUACUGCUUCUGUAGUACCUUCUCCAGAUGUAGUUGCUAAUGGACUGAAGUCAGUUCCAGGACUUGUUCAGCUGGAAGCUGUAGAUGGGAAAUCUAACAGCAUGGAAGAUUCAACAGAUGAGGUUCAGUCUAUGGAUGUGAGCCCUGUUUCAAAAGAAGAACUUAUCUCUAUCCCUGAAUAUUCACCCAUGAAUGAACUCAUGCCCGGUGUUUCUUUCGACCAAAAUGGGACAAGCAAUGCCAAGGCUCUUGAAGAUCUUUUGGAUUUCACAGGCCCAGCUACUUAUUCUAAGACGUCCAGUGAUACUAUUAGCAUUGAUGACUGUAACAAAAACUUGAUUGAGGGAUUUAACAGUCCAGGACAGGAAAAUACACUUAAUUCAAUCUGUUGACAACCUCGCUUUUCGGCAGAACAGACAAAGAGGUAGCAAUCUGUGGAGGACGUACGUCUUUGUGACACUACUGGCGGUAAAACAUGAAAUUGUCACUUGAAAAAGCUUCUGCAUUCCUGAACACUGGAUUUCAAAUAAUCAGAGCUGAAUAAAACUUUGUCUUCCCAGAGAAUAUGUUGACUAACUGGCUGCUUUUGGUGGAAAACAGUGAUCUAGAACCUCGAUGGUUUCAGGGAAGACUGAGUAUGCAUUAGAAUUCGAGCUUUAGCUGCUAGCGAAGCACUUAUUAUUUUCUUUUAAUUUAAAAUGCAUCUGAACACUUCACUGUGAUUUUCCUUGUGCAUUUAAUUUCAAGAUCAUUCCUCCUUAAUUUUAUCAUGCAUCCAUUUAGCCAUCUUUUUAUUGUAAAUAGCGAUGAAGUUUGCCUACAGUGCACUGAAAAGAAAUACUACGCUGUACUUUGGUUCUGUGCCUAUCUUCUUUUUUGUUUUUAAUAAGGAAUUAUUGGCAACUUUGAUGCAGGCAUAUAAUUCAAAGCUAUAGCUGAAAAGGCUUAAAACUGGAUAAUUACUGCGAGUGAAAGAACCUUCUUACUGACUGCAGAGUGUGGAGUUACCUUGUAAUGGUGAUGUUGACAGUUUUAGUCACUGGUGGCACUUACUGGUUAAUAUUAAUAGUCCUGGAGUGAUUAUGAAUUAUGUGUUUAAAAACAUACCUGUGUAACACCUGUAAACAAUGCAGGCACAAUGCUGAGUAUAAUCCCUAAUAUAUUAUAGUAUAACUGUAGUAGAUGCAAGUGAGUAUGUCGGGGGGUCAGGUAACACGAUAACCUUUGGAGAUGCAGACACUUGGUUAAUACCAGCAGGCUUUCUGUCACGUGCAGAAGUGUUUUGUCUUCCUUACAGGCUCAACAAAACAAGAUACAGUCGGCAGCAAAAUAACAUAUGAAAGUUGCAGCAGAAA